Neoarius graeffei (lesser salmon catfish) is the source of this 7739-nucleotide messenger RNA. RefSeq names its product ATPase phospholipid transporting 11A (gene atp11a). The transcript has 31 exons. Gene Ontology annotation, molecular function: magnesium ion binding; ATP hydrolysis activity; ATP binding. The record is from RefSeq and is a predicted model, not a curated record. Lineage: Eukaryota; Metazoa; Chordata; Actinopteri; Siluriformes; Ariidae. Bases 252 to 3878 code for a protein of 1208 amino acids. Gene Ontology annotation, biological process: phospholipid translocation. Gene Ontology annotation, cellular component: plasma membrane; recycling endosome; endoplasmic reticulum.
UAGAGCAGGAGGAGCGGGAGCGCGCGCGCACACUGUGCAGGGACAGAGACGAGACAAGAUCAAAGCAAAGGUGUUCCGGGGCAACAGUUUGGAAACAAAGUAACCUCUGGUUUACUUUGAUGACUUGAUUACAAACACGCAACACUGAAAAAGGGACAAGGAAGAGCAGCAGGACAGUCAUGGAUCAGAGAGUGGGGAGAAAGAUCAGCUAGCGUUUUCACAUCCUGAAGAGAAGAUCCUGAGAAGAGAUCAUGGAUUUCAGUACGAUACGGAACCUCAUCACCAGAUGGUGUGCAGGGGAGGAGAACUGGGUGGACAGCAGGACAGUGUAUAUUGGACAGAAAGUGCCACCCCCUGGCACUGAGGCCUACAUCCCUCAGAGGUUCCCUGACAACCGGAUAGUCUCCUCCAAGUAUACUUUUUGGAACUUUAUUCCGAAGAAUUUGUUUGAACAAUUUAGAAGAAUCGCAAAUUUCUACUUUCUCAUCAUCUUUCUUGUACAGUUAAUCAUCGACACUCCCACCAGUCCCAUCACCAGUGGUUUACCACUUUUCUUUGUCAUCACUGUAACCGCCAUUAAACAGGGCUAUGAGGACUGGCUCAGGCACAAAGCGGACAACGCCAUCAACCAGUGCCCUGUUCAAGUCGUCCAAAAAGGCAAAGUGGUGUGCAAGCAGAGUCGCAAGUUACAGGUGGGUGAUGUGGUGUUGGUGAAGGAAGACGAGACGUUCCCUUGUGACCUGAUCCUGCUUUCCACCAGUCGAGACGAUGGCACGUGUUUCGUCACCACUGCCAGCUUGGAUGGCGAGUCCAGUCACAAGACCUAUUAUGCAGUUCAGGACACCAAGGCCUUUAAUACAGAGAAGGAGGUGGACCAACUGCAGGCCACUAUAGAAUGUGAACAACCCCAACCAGACCUCUACAAAUUUGUGGGACGGAUCAAUAUUUAUUUGGAUCGAGAUGAGCCCGUUGCAAGACCUCUGGGUUCAGAAAACCUGCUGCUGCGAGGGGCCACGUUGAAAAACACAGAGUUCAUAUACGCCGUGGCUAUUUACACUGGCAUGGAGACCAAAAUGGCCCUGAACUACCAGUCCAAAUCCCAGAAACGCUCUGCUGUAGAAAAGUCUAUGAAUGCCUACCUGGUUGUUUAUCUCUGCAUCUUGAUCAGUAAAGCUCUAAUCAACACUGUCCUCAAAUACGUGUGGCAGGCUGACCCCAACCGAGACGAGCCUUGGUACAACCAAAAAACAGAGACUGAGCGGCAACGGCACGUAUUGAUACGGGCCUUCACGGACUUCCUGGCUUUCAUGGUCCUCUUCAACUACAUCAUUCCUGUAUCCAUGUACGUGACUGUGGAAAUGCAGAAGUUUCUAGGCUCUUAUUUUAUUACAUGGGAUGACGAAAUGUUCGACGAAGAGCUGGGAGAAGGUGCGCUUGUUAACACAUCGGAUCUUAACGAGGAACUCGGGCAGGUGGAGUACGUCUUCACUGAUAAGACAGGAACUCUGACGGAAAACAACAUGGAGUUUAUAGAGUGCUGUGUAGAUGGUCAUGUGUACGUACCACAUGCCAUCUGUAAUGGUCAGAUCAUGUCUGCAGCCGGCAGCAUCGACAUGAUCGACUCGUCGCCCUGCAGUGAGAGGAAGGAGCAUGAAGAGCUGUUUUUCCGGGCGCUAUGUUUGUGUCACACAGUGCAGGUGAAGGAGGAGGAGACGGUGGAUGGCAUUAAGAGGGGAAUUCACCAGGGAAAAUCCUCUUCCUUCUACAUCUCCUCCUCUCCUGAUGAGGUGGCACUGGUGGAGGGCAUGAAGAGGCUGGGCUUCACCUACCUCCGACUGAAGGACAACCACAUGGAGAUCCUCAACAGGGAGGAAAAGAUCGAGAGGUUUGAAUUGCUGGAGGUGUUAAACUUCGACUCCGUGAGACGGAGGAUGAGUGUUAUCGUCAGAUCCAGCUCAGGAGACUUCUACCUGUUCUGCAAAGGUGCUGACUCGUCCAUUUUCCCCCGAGUCAUCUCAGGGAAAGUAGACCAGGUCCGAGCUCGGGUAGAGCGUAACGCUGUGGAGGGUUUACGGACACUUUGCGUAGCGUAUAAGAAGCUGACUCGGGAAGACUACGAGGAAGUGUGUCAUCUCAUCAACAGCGCUAAGCUAGCUCUGCAGGAGCGGGACAGGAAACUGGCUGAGGCGUAUGACUUCAUCGAGAGGGAUUUCAUCCUGCUGGGAGCCACAGCUGUCGAGGAUAGGCUGCAGGACAAAGCGGCAGACACCAUCGAGUCCCUGCACAAGGCAGGCAUGAAGGUGUGGGUCCUUACUGGCGACAAGAUGGAGACUGCGGCUGCCACGUGCUACGCCAGCAAGCUGUUCCGCAGGAGCACGCAGAUCCUGGAGCUGACCACAAAGAGGACGGAGGAGCAGAGCCUGCACGACGUGCUGUUCGACCUGAGCAGAACUGUACUGCGGCAGCAUGGAACCAUGAGCCGAGACGUGUACUCUGGCCUGUCUAAUGAAUUCCGGGACUACGGGUUGAUCAUUGACGGAGCCACUCUAUCUGCGGUGCUGAAACCGGCGCAGAACGGCAGUACAGGAAACUACAAGGAGAUCUUCCUGGAGAUCUGCAGGAACUGCAGCGCCGUCCUGUGCUGCCGUAUGGCCCCGCUUCAGAAAGCACAGAUUGUUAAGCUGAUAAAGAUGUCAAAGGAGCAUCCUAUCACUCUGGCCAUCGGAGAUGGAGCAAACGACGUCAGCAUGAUCCUGGAAGCUCAUGUGGGCAUUGGCAUCAUGGGUAAAGAGGGAAGACAGGCAGCCCGCAACAGUGACUAUGCAAUUCCCAAAUUUAAGCACCUGAAGAAGAUGCUCCUGGUGCACGGCCAUUACUACUAUAUCAGAAUAGCUGAGCUGGUGCAAUACUUCUUCUACAAGAAUGUGUGCUUCAUCUUUCCCCAAUUUCUUUAUCAGUUCUUCUGUGGCUUCUCCCAGCAGCCACUAUAUGAUACGGCAUAUCUCACACUGUACAAUAUCAGCUUCACCUCGCUGCCCAUCCUGCUCUACAGUCUGAUCGAGCAGCAUGUCAAUGUGGACAUCCUGAAACGGGAUCCUUCGCUGUACAGAGACAUUGCGAAGAAUUCUCUGCUCCAGUGGCCCAUCUUCAUCUACUGGACAUUUCUAGGAGUCUUUGAUGCACUGGUCUUUUUCUUUGGUGCUUUCUUCUUAUUCGAUAACACCAGCUUCACCAGCAACGGACAGCUAAUGGCCACAAACACGCAGAUGAUGUUUGGAAACUGGACAUUUGGAACACUGGUGUUCACAGUGCUGGUAUUUACAGUCACUUUAAAGCUUGCUCUGGACACACACUACUGGACAUGGAUCAACCAUUUUGUCAUAUGGGGAUCUCUGCUGUUCUAUGUGAUCUUCUCACUCCUCUGGGGUGGAAUCAUUUGGCCCUUUCUGAACUAUCAGAGGAUGUACUACGUCUUCAUGCAGAUGCUGGCCAGUGGACCUGCGUGGCUCAGCAUCAUUCUGCUCAUCAUGGUCAGUCUGCUGCCUGAUGUGCUUAAGAAAGUGCUGUGGAGGGCGCUGUGGCCCACCACCACCGAGAAAAUACAGAAUGCAGACAAGCUUUAUAAAGGUCAGCUGUCGGAGUUUACCCCUCUGUCCUCUAUCCACACUCCACCUGUCCACAAACGGGGCGGUGAUGAGGAUCAAAGCCACGCCCAUCACAGGUCUGAAUCUUCCCCUCGUAAAAAAGUGAUGUACACCCGCUGGGGGGGUGGCCCUGACUACUGCACUUUCCGCCCUUUCUUCCGAUUUGGGGGAAACCCCAGGCUGUCCGGGAUGGCAUAUGCUUACGCUGCACCUGGGUGUGAAACUUCCAUUUGAAAUGAAAGUCUAAGCUAACAUUGAGACUUGCAAUGCACAUUAGCACACAGACUGAUCCUGAAAUUGCAAUUGUUAAAGGCUUGUUAAAGUAUUCACCCGACGUACACACCCUGUUCGCCAAGGCAGCACACAGCAACAAGCCUGGGUGUUGGCUGGUGGUUUGGAGCCAGGCUUAAAUGGGCCAGCAGAUCCAUGGGAGUGUUCAAAGUGCUGUGUUAAGGGGCCUUUUUUACCUUAAUACCCUGUGUAUGUGUUCGUUUGUGUUUGUGUGUGUUACCCUCAAUCAUACCUCCCAUGUCAAUAUCACUUGGAAAUAAUAUCCUGGCACUGAGCAGCUAUAAUAUAGUAUACAUCUUUCCCUCUUGAUGGAAAUGAUCUGAAUGUGGAGAUAUAUAAGCGACAACUGUACACCUGCUCAUUCAUACAAUUGUCCGAUCAACCAAUCACAUGGCCAUUCACUGGGAAAAGACCAGGUGAUUGUUUUUUGCGCCCACUGUAGCCUCAGAUUCCUGUUCCUGGCUGACAGAAGUGGAACCAGAUAUGGUCUUCAGCUGUUGUAGCCCAUCCACCUCAAGUCUUGACCUGCUGAGAUGCUUUUCUGCUCACCAUGUUUGUAAAGAGUGGUUAUUUGAAUCCCAAAACCUUCCUGUCAGCUCAAACUAUUCUGUAUUCUCCUCUGGAUGUAUUUGUUCGUUUGUUUUCCACACCAUUUUGUAUAAACUCGAAAGAGCAUCCCAUCAAAUCACUGAGAUCCUUUUUUUUUUUCUUCACCAUUCUGAUAUCUGAUGUGAACGUUCACUGAGGUUCUGAACUGUAACUGCCUGAUUUUAUGCAUUGUGCUGCUGCCGCAUGAUUGGUUGAGUAAGUUACUGCAUGAACGUGCAGGUGUACAGGUCCAGUAAGUGUAUCUAACUUGACUGUAGACAGAUCCUCACACUUUUUUCUCUUGAAUUUUCUUCCCUUCCCUUCUUGUUUUUUCCCCCCUUCUUUCUUUCAUAUAUUUUUUGUUUGUAGAACAAACGGGUGUUGCCGUUGCGCAACUCUGUUUUUGAAGAACACUCCAUAAAAGACGCCGUUAUGUUGAAUUGUAAGUGGCUGAACUUUGGCUGUCAUUGCAUCUUUGCUCCAGUAGAUAGAGCUCGUCAAGAAUGCCAUAGGGGUGUGUGUGUGUGUGUGUAGUAUGUGUGUGUUUGAGAGAUAUGAGACAAGCUAGAACUGGACUGUCACAGCUUUGUCAUUUAUAAUAUAAUUGCACCACUAGAGUAGCUUGUAUGAGUUAUCAUUUUAAUUUGAUUGCUAGAAAACGUCUAAAACCGAGUGUGGUGUAGGUGCUUAUAGUAGAGAUGCACUAUAGCUAUUUAUAUUAACACUUCCUUUUCCUAACCCAUUAAAAUGCCUUUCUUUAGUUUUUUUUUUUUUUUUUUGGGAGGGGGGUAAAGCUUUGCUGACAAACCUUACUAUCAACUGUACCUUAGCAUCCAUGUUCUUCUGCCUUAAUGCCAUAACAUUUCCCAUGCUUCAUACUGUGGUCUGGACACCAAAGGUUGUAAAAUAAUCGACAAACGGAGUAAACUAGUGUUCUUCUUGCCUUAUACUGAUUUGAGGGAGCAGGGAACGGGCACAUGAUGGCAUUAGACGAAUCCCACCGCACUGCCUUAAGUUCACACGCUGCACCAGCAGACGGCUGGAUGGUAGACGGUUCCCUUUUAGGCUGAUUGCAGAUCAGUUUUUCCUCUAUUACCAUACUGUACUAUAUUGUAUAGAUCUGACUAUAUUUUGGUAUAGUAUAAAUAUUUCGGCUUGGAUUGAUGAAUGGAGUUGCUGGUUGAAGACUCAUUUUUUAAAUUGAGAUGGAUAGCAGUAGUGUAGUUCUCAUAACAUCUGCUAUGGCCAGCGAAGCCACACGAGACUCCUUGAGAAGAUUGAUUUAUUAUUUUUAUUACCAAAUUAUGGCAGCAAGCUGUACUAUAUUUAUUUGACUCGUAUGUUUUUAUUGACAAGGUUCGAUUUCUGUGUUGAGCCUCAGUUCGGAGUCUUGUGUCGCUCAGCUAGCUUCAUACCGUCAUUGUAAACUGCCUGAUCAUCGUUCUGUUUGUCCGGUGGACUUUCAUUGAUGUCACUUAAUCAGCCUGUUCAUUGGCUACACCUCAGAUGGUUACUAUUCACUAUGUAGCACUUCCCUUUAAUUAAUUUACCCCAUAGUAAAGAGAAGCCAUUUUGGAUUUCCAAGCAUCUAUUAAGCAUUUGACUCAUAAAAUAGAACAAGUAUGUGAAUAUUCGUACAAUAGCUGAGUAUAAGGUAAUGUUUCUGUGAUGCAUUUUGUAUUAGUUCUGUUGUCUUGGUAGAACUUUUACGUUAAGGCUUCAUGACGCACACGUAUACAUAAGACCUUCAUGACAACGGUUACGAAGGCUAAGUCAGAAUGUCGGAUGUCUGCUCUCAUCACUUCUGAUGUUGAUUUUGACAUAACACGUGAAUUAAAUGACAUUUAGUAGACACGAGUUUGUAUUUUGACAUGAUCACUGCUUCCCCUCAUUUGAAUGAAUGUCAUAAAUUAUUUCUGUUAAACGCGCAAGGAAAAAUUACAGAAAGUUUUCAUUUUGUCAUGGUAAUGUAACAUAUAUUAAUGGUUAACAUUUAUAAGAAAUAUACUUCGGGACCAACAAAAUUUACGCAUUUUAAUUAAAGUAAUUCUGCAUUCUAAUAUCAGAGUACAUUGCUACGAGUUACCGCUCAAAAAUUCACAAAAAAAAACAAACUUUUUUUUUUUUUCUCUCCUGUAAUAACAGCACACGAGCUGGUCAACAUAUGAAUCUAGAAUGAUUGACAGCCCUGGAAGUAUCUUGAUCUGAUAUAUUUGCUGUGUCUGAAAUCACUCACUAUAUAGUGGACUAUAUAGUGAGUUCGCCAUUUUGUAGUGCUGUCCGAAUGUAUAGUGAGAAUCAUUACACCCUAUGUAGUGCACUCCUAGCAUCCCACAAUGCAUCGUGAAAAGUACUGUACAACCGAUGGUCACUAACCAAGCAAGAUAUCCCAUCAUGCAUUGCGGUCGCGCUGAAAGAAUGGCAGUAAUAUUGUAGUGUGUUGGGGUGAACGGAUGGAGGAAGAAACAUUAUAAAUAGACAUUCAAGUACAAUUAAAAAUAGUAAGAGAAUAGAAAAUAAGCUAAAAUAGAAUAAGACAGAAAAAAUACAAGAAUAAAAGUUACAGUGCAGAGCGAGGAAUUAAUCAAGUGUCUCAGGUUUGAUUUGAUAAAAGGCAGCGGCAGAGAAGAAAGUAUUCAGGCUUGAUUUAAAAGAACUGAACGAUGCAGCAGACACAAAGUACUUUGUAUUUAUUAAUGUGGUAAAUGCGCUCAGUAUAAUAUGGAUUUAUCACAAAAACACGCAUGUAUUUAUUAUUUUUGAAAACCCACCAGCCGACUGAUCUGGCACGUUUUAAUUGUGCGACAGUAAUGAUGUAAAUAAUGGCGUAGCGGAGUAGUGUCCGAAAGUGUUUUUUUUUAUUUUACCAAUGAGCUCACUAUAUAGUCCUCUAUAUAGUAAUUCCCUAUAUAGUGAAUGAGGGUGGUUUUGGACACAGCAAUUAACUAACACCAGUGGAAGCCCCGCCCUCCUUCAACCCUUUCUCACGCCUCCUCACUUUUACUCUCACUUCUUUUACUGCUAGAAAAUUCAAACGAAAAUGGUCAAAAAAAUGGGGCUUUUUCAUUUGAAAGAGCAAAAUAAUUGAAUCUGGCCUACGACGUGUGAAAUAACCGUUUACACAUCAUUUUAAUGAUAUUGAUCAUUGGAAAGUAAUUAAAUACACUGCAAAAAAUAUCUUAAGAGGAUCUUUAAUAUGGGUGAAUUUAUCUAAUA